AUGAACGGCCUAUACCACCCCCAAAAGCAGUACUCGGCGGAGGACCUGCAUAGUUAUGCAGGCCUAACCGACCAGCAGAAUGCCAUGUUGGGACUGAUCAAUGCAAACGGCGGCAAUGGCAUGGUUGGGACGCCAAUGGAUCAAAUGAUCCAGGAGAAUGAGAAAGACUUACAUCGGAGACGGAGCUUUUCGAAUCAAAAUUCAUUUGGUGCUGGCAGGCCCAUGAUGGAUCAGGACCCUCAGCGAUCCUCCAUGAUGGAGUUUGGAUCUCUUGACAACCAUGAACUAGAUGGCUUUCAAUUCAACCCUGGUGCAGUCCCUGCCGAAACCGGGAUGCAGCGACCUGGCAACAUUGCCCAAAGGCGCCUUGAGAGUCAGCAAAGAGCAAGGCGGCAUAUGUCUCAUGAAAACCUCGCUUUGAAUACCACGUACGCCAACAUGCCUUCGUAUCAGUCAUUGAAUUCAGCUUCGCCAUACGGCCAGCCCAUCAACUCUGGCGACCCCAUGAGUGGAUUUGACUUGUCUAGUGAUUAUAUGAUGAUGGGCAUGAACUUUUCCCCAAACCCAAUGGACAAUAACCAUAACGGUGCCGCCACCCCUCAGGACUCGUAUCUGCAAAAUAACUUCGCCACCCAAAUAAAUGAUCACCAAAUGCAACGAGAUAUGACAUCUUCCAUGUCUGGGAGAUUACAUGACCCAGGCGGAGGCCCAACGACUACAAUCAUGGCUGACGCAAACGCUUUAGAUAAAGUGCCAAUCAUGCGAGUCUCAGACCAGAUGCGGAACACACAGUCGCCGCCUCAAACGAUACCGAUUCCAAACCCUAACCCUGGCUUGCCAAUCAAUUCAGUCGAGAAUGCUCAUCCCCAACCGGGCCCCCAUGGGUUACCCACGUACAAUCCAAGCCAAAAAUCUCAAGCCGCACCCAAUCUGGACGUCUCGACGGAUGGAAAUGGUGUGCCUUUCCAAGGCCAGAAUAAUGCUGGAAAGCAAGUCGUACCGAUGUACAAAAACGCGUAUUCCUCAAGCGGCUUUGACAUGCUUGGAGUCUUAAUGAGAGUUGCUGCUAGACCGAAUCCUCAAAUUAACAUCGGUGCUGUAGACAUGUCAUGCGCUUUUGUAGUGUGCGAUGUCACACAGCAUGAUCUACCAAUAGUGUAUUGCUCUGACGUUUUCGAACGGCUCACUGCAUAUACAAGACACGAAAUUUUGGGAAGAAAUUGCCGCUUCCUACAGUCACCAGAUGGAAAGAUACAGGCUGGCGUGCAGCGAAAAUACGUAGACGACAAAUCUGUGCUCAGGAUCAAGAACAUGAUUACUGAGCGACGCGAGGCACAGAUCAGUGUCAUCAAUUAUCGGAAAGGGGGUCAACCAUUUAUGAACCUGCUUACUAUGAUUCCUAUUGCGUGGGAUACCGAUGAAAUAAAGUAUUACGUAGGGUUUCAGGUGGAUUUGGUUGAGCAGCCGACUUCCAUAACAAACAAAAACCCAGAUGGCUCCUACACCAUUAACUAUCAGCGUGGUCUCCUACCAAGAUACGUUGUGCCAGAGGCUCAAAAAGAAAACACUCUGGAGACAGGUCAGACUGUCAACCGGGAUGAUGUCUCCACGGUGCUGAGUACAAUUGGCUCUGAAGAAUCGGAGUUGUCCAAGCGGAUAUGGGACAAAGUGCUUCUUGAGAACACGGAUGAUGUAGUUCAUGUACUCUCCUUGAAAGGCCUGUUUCUCUAUCUUUCCCCCUCGAGUCGAAAGGUAUUGGAGUACGACUCGAGCGAACUUGUCGGUACCCCGCUUUCUUCUGUCUGUCAUCCUAGCGACAUUGUGCCUGUCACACGAGAAUUGAAGGACACGUCUACGGGCGCGGCUGUGAACGUGGUUUUCAGAAUCAGACGGAAACACAAUGGUUACACAUGGUUCGAAAGUCACGGAUCGCUUCAUCUGGAGCAAGGGAAAGGACGCAAAUGUAUCAUUAUGGUUGGACGAGAGCGGCCCGUGUAUGCGUUAGCAAGAGCAGAUGUUAUGACUGACGGCGGCUUCGGGGAGAGCGAGCUUUGGACCAAGAUGUCUACUUCCGGCAUGUUCCUUUUUGUUUCAUCCAAUGUCCGCAGUCUUCUAGACCGGCAGCCUGAGGAUUUGAUAGGUACAAGUGCGCAGGCACUUAUGCGUCAAGAGUCACGGCUGGAGUUCAUGAAAAAGCUGGAGGUGGCUCGAACAGGCGUGAAAGCUACCUUCAAACAUGACGUCGAGAACAAGCGCGGUCAAGUACUUCAAGCACAAACGACGAUAUAUCCUGGUGAUGCCGCUGAAGGUCAAAAGCCUACGUUUUUAGUCGCACAGACACGGCUCCUCAAGCUUUCCCGUAACAAGCAGUCAUCUAAUGCUUCGCCUCAGGUAGACAACCAAUCAGUGUCUCCCACUUCCUCUGCAAGUGCUCUUUCAGGAGGUCAAGGGCCAACGCCUUCGGCAACUGCUGGGAAUCAUCCUGGAGUUACGACACAGGCAGGAGGCGCCGGCCUGUCCAUUGGUACGCAACAUGAAGCGUUAGCUUCAGAGGACAAUGUAUUUGACGAGCUCAAGACGACGCGAAGCACUUCCUGGCAGUUUGAGCUUCGACAAAUGGAGAAGCGCAACCGUCUCCUUGCGGAAGAAUUGCAAAGCUUGCUGUCAAGUAAAAAGAAGCGGAAAAGACGCAACGGGGCAGGCAACAUGCAGAAAGACUGCGCUAAUUGCCAUACUCGUGUAACGCCCGAGUGGCGGCGAGGGCCAAGUGGUAACCGUGACCUUUGUAAUAGCUGUGGCCUCAGAUGGGCUAAAGAGGUACGUCCACGUUUGCUUUCAAGCCAGCUCCAGCAAUCUCGUAUGGGUUUUGGCUGA
This is a messenger RNA of Bacidia gigantensis, 2874 nucleotides long. RefSeq lists its product as uncharacterized. The transcript has 2 exons. Gene Ontology annotation, molecular function: zinc ion binding; protein binding; sequence-specific DNA binding. The record is from RefSeq and is a predicted model, not a curated record. Gene Ontology annotation, cellular component: nucleus. NCBI's taxonomy places the organism in Eukaryota, Fungi, Ascomycota, Lecanoromycetes, Lecanorales, Ramalinaceae. Gene Ontology annotation, biological process: regulation of DNA-templated transcription. The coding region runs from base 1 to 2874 and encodes 957 amino acids.